Rhinocladiella mackenziei CBS 650.93 is the source of this 2811-nucleotide messenger RNA. Its product is annotated as protein transporter sec24. NCBI's taxonomy places the organism in Eukaryota, Fungi, Ascomycota, Eurotiomycetes, Chaetothyriales, Herpotrichiellaceae. The transcript is spliced from 2 exons. The record is from RefSeq and is a predicted model, not a curated record. The coding region runs from base 1 to 2811 and encodes 936 amino acids. Gene Ontology annotation, molecular function: SNARE binding; zinc ion binding. Gene Ontology annotation, biological process: endoplasmic reticulum to Golgi vesicle-mediated transport; COPII-coated vesicle cargo loading; intracellular protein transport. Gene Ontology annotation, cellular component: COPII vesicle coat; endoplasmic reticulum exit site.
AUGUCGCAACAAUAUCCUCAGCAAGGUGCGCCGGGACAGGAGGGGUAUCCCCAACAACCACCUGCAGAACAGAACUAUGGGAACUUCGACACAAAUGCUCCGUCCGGGGUGCCGCCUGUUCCUGCCCCAGGUCCGACUCAUGGGGGUCGAAAGAAACGUGCAUAUGCAGGACAAGCCUAUGAGUUUGGUGCUGGGGCAAAUGCGGCCCUUGGAGGUCAACAGCAAGCUGGCGGCGCAUACUCGGGUUACUCCGCCCAGCAAGACGCGGCCGGCUAUCCUCAGGGUGGCUAUCAGCAAAAUCCUACAGCGGUACAACAAGGUGCAACACCUAUGUAUCCCGGCCACGAAGCUGCAGCAGUGGGUGGUUAUCAGCCUCCAGCUCCAGGCUAUCCAGCCGGCGGUGUCGCGGGAAUGACACAACAAUUUGGUCAGAUGGACAUGUCCCAGAAGCCUCCUGUUGUCCCGGCACCGCAGCAGCCUCGUGCUCCGAUCUUGAAUCAAUUGUAUCCCACAGAUCUUUCAAAUCAGCCAUUGAAUGUUGCAGAAUUGGACUACCCACCCCCCCCGGCGAUUCUCCCCCCCAACACCAGUGUGACACCUUCUCCAUACGCCAACUGUCCGCCCAAAUAUGUUCGAUCCACUCUGAACGCUGUCCCGACAACACACUCUCUCCUUAAACGGUCCAAACUGCCAUUUGCGCUCGUCAUCCAACCAUACACAUCUCUUCACGAUGUUGAAGAUCCGGUUCCCAUUGUCCCAGAUCAGGUUAUCUCCCGUUGCAGAAGAUGUCGAUCAUACAUCAAUCCCUUUGUAACGUUCCUAGACCAUGGUCAUCGAUGGAGAUGUAAUAUGUGCAACCUCACGAAUGAUGUCCCACAGGCAUUUGAUUGGGAUGCCGCUUCUCAGAAGAGUCUGGACAGAUGGCAGAGACCUGACCUGAACCAUGCUGUGGUUGAAUUCAUUGCUCCGCAAGAGUAUAUGGUUCGUCCCCCACAGCCCCUGGUGUAUCUCUUUUUGUUGGAUGUGAGUUACGCUGCUGUCACCAGUGGGCUUCUGGCAACAACCGCAAGAUGCAUUCGAGAAAGUCUGGAUCGGAUACCAAAUGCUGAUCGCCGUACGAGACUCGGAUUUAUUGCAGUGGAUUCGAGCUUACACUUUUUCAACAUUCCCCGAGACGGCAUCGAAAACACCCAGACUAGUAUGCUGGUUGUCAGUGACUUAGAAGAAGCCUUUUUGCCCACUCCCGCCGAUUUACUGGUGACUCUGUCCGAAUGUCGGGAGAACAUUGAAAACUUUCUCGACAAGCUCCAAGAAAUGUUCCAAAACACCCAGAAUGGAGCAUCCGCGAUGGGAUCGGCCCUUCGAGCAGGCCACAAGCUCAUUGGUCCUGUUGGGGGCAAGAUGACAGUGGUGACAGCUUCGCUGCCCAACAUUGGUCACGGCAAGCUCGACAUGCGUGAGGACAAGAAACUUUUGGGCACCUCGAAGGAAAGCAGCUUACUUCAGACCGGUAACAGCUUUUACAAGAGUUUUGCAGUCGAGUGCUCGAAACAACAGAUCUCAGUUGACAUGUUCCUGUUCUCAUCACAGUAUCAGGAUGUUGCUUCGCUAAGCAAUCUUCCCCGAUACACUGGCGGACAGACAUACUUCUACCCUGGCUGGAAUGCUGCACGAGAAGACGAUGCCAUGAAGUUUGCCAAAGAAUUCUCCGACUACUUGUCUGCCGAAAUUGGUCUGGAGGCAGUCCUCCGUGUCAGAGCCACGACUGGUUUGAGAAUGAGCACUUUCUAUGGUAACUUUUUCAAUCGCAGUUCGGAUCUCUGUGCAUUCCCGGCCUUUCCGCGAGACCAGAGCUACGUGGUCGAAGUGGCAAUUGACGAAACAAUCACCAAGCCGGUUGUAUGUAUGCAGACCGCUGUUUUGCAUACCACUUGCAAUGGUGAACGACGAAUCCGAGUCAUGACAUUGGCUCUCCCAUCCACACAGCAAUUGGCAGAUGUGUACGCGUCUGCAGAUCAACAAGCAAUCACCACUUAUUUCAGUCACAAAGCUGUUGAACGAACUCUGAAUGGUGGCCUGGACAGUGCUCGUGAUAUGAUUCAAGCUAAGUUGGUCGAACUGCUCGCCACCUACAAGAAAGAGCUAGCCGGGGGCAGCAUGGGUGGUGGUGGUCUACAAUUCCCUGCCAACCUUCGAGGUCUUCCUGUUCUAUUUCUAGCCUUGACCAAGAAUCUGGGUCUGAGAAGGUCGUCACAAAUUCCAACCGACAUGCGGUCUGCGGCUCUGUGUCUUCUAUCGACCUUACCUCUCCCAUUGCUGAUCCAGUACAUCUAUCCGAAGAUGUUUUCUCUGCACGAUAUGCCAGAUGACGCAGGAACCGUGGAUGAGAAGACCGGCGAGAUCAUCCUUCCUCCGCCAGUCAACCUAUCUUCCGAACGUAUUGUCCCUUAUGGGUUGUACCUCAUCGACGAUGGCCAGACGCAAUUUCUCUGGGUGGGUCGCGAUGCUGUUCCGCAAUUGAUCAUUGACGUCUUCGGCCUUUCAGACAAGAGUCAACUCAAGGUUGGGAAACAACGAUUGCCAGAGUUGGAUAAUGAUUUCAACGAGCGAGUCAGAGCAGUCAUUUCCAAGAGUCGGGAUUACAAGUCGAAGGGAGUCGGAAGCAUCAUUGUGCCUCAUAUGUAUGUGGUGAAAGAGGAUGGAGAGCCAGGAUUGAGGCUGUGGGCACAGACAAUGCUGGUGGAGGACAGAGCAGACCAAGGUGUCAGCUUCCAGCAAUGGAUGGGAAUGAUGCGCGAGAAGGUACAGUGA